GUAACUGGACAUCCGAGGGAAAUGUAGCCUCUGACACAUUCUCAUCAUUGCCACCUUUAGUGAUAUGGACCAGCAAAAGGUUAGUAUUGUGUCCUCCACCGCCGAAUCCACCAUCUCAAGGUACGCCUUAUACAGCUCUUCACCACGCACACUCGAUUAGUGGGAAUCAAGUAGCGACCUCAGAAGCCCACUUUGGCUGUUAUGCACUUCAGCAUACCUCAUUCAGCUACUGUAAUACACCAUCAGCUAUGGGCAAUGUUCUGCCACAUCAUUCACCGCUGGACGUGACAUACCAGUUUAGGCACCCUCGACCUGAGUGCCAGAGGAUGGAAGAUACGAACUCUGGCGAGAUUUCUGCAACAGCUGUCGAAAAUCCAGGUUCGAAUGACCCAACACCGGUAAUGAACAUUGACCAAAGAUCUCAAAACAGCGAUAUCCAGACUUUUAACUACCCAAUCUCAGUUUCAGACCACUACACAGGCCACGGGCAUGGAGCGUAUGGUUCGGAAGAAGGCAAUUACUCAACCACGUCUUCCGAUGUGGACCAUCACAACAUCGGGCAUGUUAGAGUAUCUCCCCUAUUUCCUAGGGUUUCUGAGGAUGCCGAACAUGACGAACGUCAAACCCUCAACAAUCAGCAUACCUCGGAGUCGUGUUCUGAGGAACGCAGUGAACUUCAAGAUGGCUGUCCCCGAGAUCAUGCGUCGCUCGGCAAGGAAACCUGUGCGUCACUUGAUCGCCAGCAUGAUAUGCGUGAUCGUGCACAUUCACAAUCUGGACAAGAACUGCAUAAAUGUAAGCAUUGCGAUCAAUCAUUUUCUACUCAAUCCCGUCUAACAACUCAUGAACGUACACACCGAGAUGAGAAAUCUGUCAAGUGUGAAGUGUGCGAUAAAACUGUCAAUAGGCGAUUUGAUCUUGUCCGUCAUGGACGAGUUCACUCGGGAGAGAAACCAUUUCCGUGCCAGUACUGCGCUAAACCAUUCAGUGAUAAAUCCAAUCUUACUGUUCAUGAACGUAGGCAUACUAGGGAGAAGCCGUUUAAGUGUGAUUAUUGUGACCGAGGUUUUAUCGACAGGUCCACCCUUAGAGUUCAUUUACGUACACAUACUGGAGAGACGCCACUUCAGUGUAAAGUAUGUAGCAAGACAUUCCGACAAUCAUCACAUCUCACAAAGCAUCAACUUAUCCACACUGGCGAGAUGCCUUACAAGUGUAAAGAAUGUGGCAAGUCAUUCAGACAAACAUCAAAUCUGACAGUUCAUCAACGCAUCCACUCUGGAGAGAGACCUUACAAGUGUAACGUUUGUGACAAGGCGUUCACGACUACAUCACAACUUACAGUUCAUCAACGCAUCCAUAGUGGAGAGAAACCAUUCAAGUGUAAAAAAUGAGGAAAGUUUUUCACUCGGAAUAAAAUCUAACAGUAUAUGAAGGAAUCCAUCCCUGAGAGAAACCGAUCAGG
Messenger RNA from Sycon ciliatum, 1465 nucleotides. RefSeq names its product zinc finger protein 664-like. Gene Ontology annotation, biological process: regulation of transcription by RNA polymerase II. The coding region runs from base 249 to 1394 and encodes 381 amino acids. Gene Ontology annotation, molecular function: RNA polymerase II cis-regulatory region sequence-specific DNA binding; DNA-binding transcription repressor activity, RNA polymerase II-specific. Lineage: Eukaryota; Metazoa; Porifera; Calcarea; Leucosolenida; Sycettidae. The transcript has a single exon. Gene Ontology annotation, cellular component: nucleoplasm. The record is from RefSeq and is a predicted model, not a curated record.